Molecule: messenger RNA, 6581 nt
Organism: Acyrthosiphon pisum (pea aphid)
Lineage: Eukaryota; Metazoa; Arthropoda; Insecta; Hemiptera; Aphididae
Gene: btsz
Product: bitesize
Exons: 11
Coding region: 428-5650 (1740 amino acids)
Biological process (GO): exocytosis
Cellular component (GO): exocytic vesicle; plasma membrane
Molecular function (GO): neurexin family protein binding
Source: RefSeq, a predicted model, not a curated record
GUCAGUUGCGGUUCCCGUGGCGGACUGGUGGAGACUGGAGGUAAACGCGCGGCGACGGCGGCAGCAGGUUGACGAACGUUUUACAAUCGGUUCGUCGGUCUGGUUUUGUAGUUUUCGUUGUUCGGUUUGACGUACCUUUAAAACGCGUAUUUGUAUAACGUGAGCAGUCGGUGCGGAAAUGCGCGGCCAUCGCUGAAUCCGUUCAUUCCUCACCGUUUUCCGAUUUCGGUGAUCGUCCGUCGAAUAAAGGUUCUCCGUGACACACCGGGCACCGUUGACGGCGUCGUCCUCAGGCCACUGAGAAUUCUUCUUAUCCUCCUCCAUGGAAGCAGCUCAAUCGCAGCGGUCGGCCAACGACCGCAUUUGAAUCGAAACACAGACCCGAGUGAGACUGGAGAAAUCCGCACGGUAAAGGCAAUACGAUACUAUGGCUAGCGGUGAAUUAGAAGUAUUACGAUGCGAGUCCAGUCUAUGGUCUGGACACUGUUGUGCUCGAUGCCGGGCCGAACUUGGCCGGAUAAUCAAUAGAGGGGCCAAUUGUCGUGCUUGCCGUGAACGAAUAUGUAUGUCUUGCAGGGAAUAUUCAACUGCCACACAUGCCCCUGAAUGGCUGUGCAUUCGGUGUCACAAAGAAAAAAUCGAAUCGUUGGAGCCGGCGAAAGAAUGGAUCGUUGAUUUUUUGUCGCCAGAAACCAUGAAAUUUCCGAAAAACGAAACUAAACUGGGCAGGUCCCUGACGUUCAAAGACUCGUCUCCGUGGUCGGCCGUCAGAGGGUCGCCCGAACUGCGAGCUUACAGCAGCAUGCCGCGGGGUAGCGUACCAUGGCCGCAGCGGAACGGUGCAGGCGGUGGUGGUGGCGGAGCGGCCACGCGCGUAGGACGGCCCGCGCCGGCCGCCGUCGGACAGACGGGGCCGGCCGUGGACGUCAACACCGUCCACCUGGUGGACACCUGUGGCCACGUCAUCGACAUGCAGACGGUCGUCGAGACGACGCCAGGCACGGCCACCGCCGACGUAUCAUCGCUGAUGCAGACGUCGGGCGACGUCCACCAUCCCGGCGGCGACAACGAAUCCGAGGACGAUCGCCAGAAGCAAGUGGCCACCGCCCUGACCGGAUGUCUGUCCAGAGUACAAGAAGAUCUCAAACACAUACCGCCCGGAGUGACGCCACCGCGAAGUCGGCGUUUUCUCCGCCGGGACCCUUUCCUGCACGAAGACAUUCUCGGUGGAAGUCGGAGCAAAGAGGACUAUCGACUAGUCUUCCUGAACGGGGCUGAUUGGUCUUCGGACGAUGGCGGCUGUGGCCGGCAAACGUCGUCCAGCCUGUCGGCCGAUGACGAUUGUGACUGGGACUAUUUCAUGGCCGGCCUGGACGACGACAACGACCAGACGCGACCGUCGGAACAAACGCAGCAACGACAGUCGGCAGGUGGCGCAGGUACCAGUAACGGCGACCAGUUAACCGGCUGUAGUGGCGGCGGCAGCGGUGGUGGCAGUAAACCGAGCGAGACCGACGCGCGCGCAACAACGACGACCACGUUCGUUCCGGUCGUGUUGCCGUUCCCCGUGUUCGUGCCAGUGCCGAUCGUGAUACCGCCGGAGCGCGCGCAGUACACGCUAACCACCGCGUUCGCCAACGUUUUAACCGAAUAUUUCCGCGAACGUGAUGCCGUCAGUGGUGCAGAGUUGAGAAAUGUGAACGAAAAAAGGGGCGCCGGUGGUGUCGUCGCCGCGGAUAUGCCGGAACCCCCCGCGGCCGCCGUCGACGAAGGCGGUGGUGCCGUGCUCACCAUGUACGCGGCCCGUGCGUCGGCCCUCGACGCAAAGUCGUCAUCGUCACCGGGUGCAUCGUGCGGAGAUGACGACCGCGACGGCGAGGUAGGAUAUUAUUCGUCGUCUUCGUCGCCAUCUCCGUCGCCGUCCGACGACUCGGACGAUUCGGACGCGCAGAACGUCGCCAUGUCGUACGACGUCAACGACAGUCCGGACGAUGACGACGACGAAGACGAAGACGACGGGUGCAACGUAAAGUUGUCCAGCAUUUUGGAUUCGGCGGCCGCCGCGGCGGUUAAGUCUGCCGCCGGAAACAGCAGCGCCUCCGACGAGUUUUCCGGCACAGAGUCCAUGGAACAGAUAUCCGUCGACGAAUCUUCCGCAGCCGCCGGCCUGAGUGGCAAGUUUACUAGCCUGAUAAUGAUAACACAAGACGACAAACCGGCUGUGAACGUGGUGACCAAUGAUACCACAAAAAUAAUGCCCACGGUAGUCCAAGAUGAAGGGUUCAAACUCACACUGGACACGUCCGAGCCGGCUGAUGAAAGUGAAGUGAAGGUCGUGACUGGCGGUGACACAUUGUCGGCUGUCAUCACAUUGGAAGAAGGUUUGGCCGAUGAUGAUUCUUGGGUGGAAGACUUGGAUAGGGACGAUUUCAAAAUUGAAUCUUCCGAAGGCGAAGAAAUGUCAUUUGAGGAAGAACCUGAGUUCAGGAGAUCGGCAUUGGACUUUACGUUGCACACCAUCGUGGAGGAGAGCUGCGAAGAAAGUGAAGUGGAGUCUGACCGGAACAACCAAACGGAAUUGGAAAAGUAUUUUUUCUUCGGUCUCUGCGAUAAAGAUCAAGAUAAUGGUAGAAAUACUGAUGGAUUUUCUGAAACAAGUUCUAUCAUAAGCGAAGGGCUUGAGUCUUUGGACAGCAUCGAGCCACAACCAGUAGCAUCGGAAAUGGCUGGAUCUAGACUGGAACGAUAUUUUUUAAGCGAGUUUAUGGGCUUCGAUCGACCAGACUCGGACGGUAGUGUUGGUAGUGACAGCCCAGAACACAGCCCCGAGCAACGGAGAAAGAGAUUAGUCAGAGCUAGAGGAACUGGACGUCAACAUUCGUCACUAGAUAAUCUUACAGAAUCUGAACAACAGGUAGAGAUACAAUUGGAUUACGAAGACUCGUCUACAAGUUCAGAUUCAAACGACGAGUCUAUAUCGUUUGAAAAAAGUGACGGUCAAUUUGAUACUGUUAAACGAGGCAAGAAGAAGAAGAGAUCGGUUGUAACUGCACCUCCUUUGGAAGCAUUGGAAAUUGAAGAAACCGUAGAAAAUAUCAAUGUAGGAGAUGACGUGCUAGAUAAAAACACCGAAAAUGCUGAAGUGCCAGAAGAAAAAGUCACGGUUCCGAUGACGGAAAACGAUCAAAAACCAAGUGGUACAGAGGGCCUGACCAGAACCGACAGCUUUAAUAAUUGGAGUUCGGACGAAGAAACAAAUCUAAUGAUGUCUAAGAUGAGAGCGUUUUUCAAAACAAUGUUGGCAAACCAACCCAAACCGGAAGUGCCUGGAGAAAAGAGCAAGCCACCCCAAUUAGUAAAAUUUGAGUCCGAAUUGACCAGAUUAAUGAAAACCGUGCCGGGAAUUAGAGACGAGCAGGUGAAAGAAAUCGUCGAAUAUUUAAGUAGCGAAGACACGUGGAGCGAUUCAUACGAUUCGUCGGACUACACGAGUUCUGAUUUGGAGACCGGGUCAAGGCUACAGGACGAAAACCGGGACACUGCGUUCGUCUACCAGAAACUCAUGGCUUCGUUGCGGAAGAUCGAAGUUCCCAGUUCCGAUUCGUCGGCGUCCAGGAACUCGCCACCACUUGUAACCAAAGUCAUGCAACACAUCGGAAGCCGGCUUGUAGCGCUGAUGCACGCGGUUUCCGAAAAUCCCGGUACGCCACGGGCGUCAAGAUAUCACAGAAGAUCUCAUCACCACCACAAAACGUCGAUCAUUUCUACUACCACGGAGGAAGAGGACGAGGGCGAAGACGAACAGUUUGAUAGCCCGGGUCUGCCCAGGUCCAAGUCACACGACCCGUUGUUAGAAGAGGCUCGGCAAGAGGCCAGCGACAAUGAAAGGUUCAGUUGGCGGGGCAGUUUCGAAUCGACGCUUAUGAUGUCGGACUCGCGAACCCGGUUGACGUCUAGUGGCGAGAGUUGCGUGACGCUCGCGGCUAAGAGACGGUCGGCCGGUGACCUGUUGAUAAAGAGUGCUAACAGUAGCCGGGAACAGUUGGACCGUGUGCGAUCGUGUGGCAGCAUCGGUGGCAGUGUCGAGGAUCGAAUCUGGAGAAACGGGCGGAGACGGGGCAGCGUACCCGAUAGCGGUGACUCGGGUGGUGACAGCGACGACGGCGUGGCGGCCACCGGCUCCAAGUCGACCACGUUGCCCAGGAGUCUGCAGCAGCAAGCCAUCGCAUCGUCAUCGAAUACAAACUCGCUACCUCGGUUGCCUACCACCGCCGCAGCCGCACCAGCGCCAUCCCCGAGUCCGCUGACUGGUAUAUACAAGGCACACAGCGUACACCAGUUCAACGUAAAGUCAGCUAGGUACAGGCCACCAGGAUACAAAAAUGUGGCUUCACCGCCACGUAGGGAAUAUAACCGCAGGAGGAUCGCGCAGCAUACAGGACUACAGCAAUCUUCGUCGUCGUCUCCAUCCCCGUCAUCGUCGUCAACGGCCAACUACAAUUUCCAAUCGCCGCCGACCGGUGCUACGGGUAACGACAGCGACUGCAGGACGACGAUAGGCAUUAGCGGUUCGGAACCUUUGGCUAGUUCAUCUUUUUGCACGAAACCCGAAGACGAGAUGGAAAAAUUGUCGCACAGAAGCAGCUCUUCGCUGGGCGUGGCUAGAAGCGAUUCCAUGGCGUCCGUGUACUCUGGCGCCGGAGAGGGCAGGUACGGCAUGGUGCCUAUCAGAGGUGAGGUGGAGUUUAGUCUUCAGUACAACUAUAAAGCGGCACAGUUCGAGAUCAACAUCAAACAUUGUCGUGACCUGGCAGCUGCCGAUCCCAAACGAAACAGAUCCGAUCCCUACGUAAAAGUGUACCUAUUGCCCGACAAAUCCAAGGCCGGCAAACGAAAGACCCGAGUGAAGAAGCACACGAUGAACCCGAUAUUUGACGAAGUGCUCAAGUACAGUCUACCUUUGGAAGAGCUCAACAGCAGAACACUGUGGUUAAGCGUGUGGCACUCGGACAUGUUCGGACGUAACAACUUCUUAGGCGAGGUCCAACUUCCUCUGGAGAACAUGAUAUUCGACGAUCCGUCACCAAAACUCUACCCACUUCAGGAACGAACAGAACCUUUAGAUGAUAUUAUGUGUGUCAGUAACAAAGGCGAAAUUAUCGUCGGCCUGAAGUGUGUGCCACCCGACCCGAACUCAAAAAAACGUACUAAGGGCACAUUCCUUCUGCUAGUGAAAGACGCAAAGAACCUUCAAGCGAUCAAGUCUAACGGCUCAUCCGAUCCGUUUUGCAAAAGUUAUUUACUACCCGACAAGGGUCGUAGUUCCAAGCAGAAGACCAAUGUAGCCCGAAAGACGUGCAAUCCGAACUGGAACCAAACCCUUACGUACCGAGACGUAUCUCCAGAUGAAUUGGCGGAGCGGAGUCUGGAACUUACCGUUUGGGACCACGACCGGCUGGGCAGCAAUGAGUUCUUGGGAGGCGUCCGCUUAUCGUUAGGUUCAGGUAUGUGUGACGGCAAACCAGUCGACUGGAUGGAUUCCAACGAAAAAGAAAUUGCCUUGUGGCAGAGGAUGUUGGAUAGACCAAACUUUUGGGUCGAAGGUUGCCUGACGUUGCGACCGUCGUUGGAGUUAGCGAGCAAAAAUUAAAACUAAUAUCCGUUUAUUUUUUUACACACAAAAAUCAAUUAUUUUAUUCUUCGGACGUAUAUUUAUGUCUUCGUAUAUUUUUUUUUUUUAUUAUUAUUAUUCCGCGUCGUCGUGAUGUGUGUAAGUACAUUAUAUAUCAGUAUCGUCUUUAAUAAUAUUUCAUGAUUAUCAUUAUUAUGAUAUAGUAUUGUGUAUAGGUACCUACUCACCGAUGGCAACAUUGGUCUUUGAUUUCAUUUUAAUUAUUUCUAUUUUUUAUUUUUUAUGUUUUGUUGUUUUUAUAUAAACUCUAAGGAUAUCUGUGAUCUGAGAAUAUUUCGAUCGUGUAACAAACGAAGAAUUUUAUAAUAAUUAUAAUAUGUAUAUCGGUCUUCCAUUCGAAUUUUGUACGCAUCAUAUAUUAAUAUUACUAUUACUAUUAUUAUUAUUAUUAUUAUUAUAUAAUACAUAUUAUGUAGUUUUAAUAUUUACGUGUUUGUACCUACACGGAUAGUAUUUGUGCGUUUUAUGUGCAUCUCGUGUUAUUUAUUUUUUGAUAAAUGUGCAGUAUUUUUUUUUAUUUUAUUAUACGUAUUACUAUUAUUAUUAUUAUUAUCAUAACUUAUAGGCAUAUAUAUGAGUAUUAAGUGCAUUAUAAUAUUUUAUGUAAUAUACGAUUUGUUGGAUCGUAGAGCAAAAUAGAAAAUGGGUUAGGGAGAGUACUCCUAAAAAUAACACGUAUCUCGUCCAUUUGGAAUGACGGACAUUCGUGUAACUUUGCGUAUAAGUAGCCAAAACAGUAUUAUGUUUCUAUCGGAAAACAUAUUUUAAUGAACAUGAAAUAUGUGCUGUAAACAUUUCCGAUAAAUAUAAUAUAAUAUAUUGUGUAGUGUAAUAUAUAUUAUGUACCUAUUAUACGAUGUGUGCUGCAAAGUUCAUUAUUUUUUGUAUA